Molecule: messenger RNA, 1666 nt
Organism: Cryptomeria japonica (Japanese cedar)
Lineage: Eukaryota; Viridiplantae; Streptophyta; Pinopsida; Cupressales; Cupressaceae
Product: leucine-rich repeat extensin-like protein 3
Exons: 9
Coding region: 328-1197 (289 amino acids)
Source: RefSeq, a predicted model, not a curated record
ACUUUCCAAUCAAUAGGUACUCACAGCGCAAAUCCCAAAAUAAAGAUCACGUUCCACACUGUUUUAGAACACCUCGUAGUACUAAAAAAAGCUGGACCUACGGUGGAAUUAAUAUACCCACUGAAUACAUUUAAUGUUCACCUAUUUAGAGGGCUGCUCGGAAACCGCGUUUGAUAAGUUCCGGGUUCCCUUUACGCGUUUGUGCGUUUUUCAGAAGUCAUCACACAGGAAUUCAGUUGACAUAGUGUUUGUUCCUCGCAAAAGGAAGAUCGCACUAAUAUGUUUUUAUUGGUGUCGAGUUCGUUUUGAGGAGAGAGAAAGUUUCUUAUGUUACCGUUCACUUUCAUGGCUACUGGUGGAAUUCAAGGCCAGCUGUUGGAUAUUAAUGUUGUGGGAUGCAACAGGCUGAGGGACACUGAGUGGAUCUCCAGGCAGGAUCCAUAUGUCUGCCUUGAAUAUGCCAACUCUAAAUUUAGGACAAAAACCUGCACAGAUGGUGGAAAAAAUCCAACUUUCAAUGAGAAGUUUGUUUGUCCUUUGAUUGAAGGUCUCCGUGAAUUAAAUAUUACAGUGUGGAACAGCAAUACAUUAUCAUUUGAUGACUUUAUCGGCUCUGGCAAAAUUCUGCUGACAAGGGUACUCUCAAGUGGGUAUGAUGAUUCAACAUGGACAUUGACUUCCAGAAGUGGAAAAAAUGCUGGGGAAGUAAGAAUUAUCCUUCACUAUGCAAAUGUUGGUAAAGAGAAAAAUAAAGCACAAUCUGCCGUUUCAGCUUCUCCAUACACAGGACAGUUUCCAACCAGUGCUCCAUAUGCACCACCAACUGCACCACCACCUGGAUACCCAACUUUUCAGCAGCCAUCUUCAUAUUAUCCUGGAUAUCCACCUGUAUCUACAUAUAAAUCAGAUCCAACUGGAUAUCCACCCCCUCAAACUAUUGCAUAUCCUCCACCUCAAAGCAAUGCAUAUCCUCCACCUCCAAGUAACGCAUAUCCUCCACCUCCAAGUUAUGUGUAUCCGCCACCUUCAGAUUAUUACCCUCCCACACCUGCUGCAUACCCACCAUCUCCUUUUGGUACAACUGCCUCACCUUCACCAUACCCUCCUCCGGUUGCAUAUCCUCCACCAAAUCCACAAGGAGGCUAUCCAGCACAGCCUUACCAAGGCUAUUAUCCAGGAGGAUAUCCACCUCAAUAGGUUUUCUUGUGGCACUGAGCAGGGCAAGGGAUGGAAAAAUUUCUGGUCUUCAUGGUUAAAAUAAUGACAAUUCAUUCCCAGUUUGGUUCCAAAUCAAUAUGCAAUGAACUUUUGCUGUGUAUCUGUUACUACUGUACAAUAUGGUGUAGUUGAUCAAAUUUGUGCUUAUCAUGUUAGCGAUGCUGGAUUUAAGAAGGAAAUUAUCCAAUCCUCAUAUACGUUGUAAUUGUUUGUGAACGUUCAAAUAAAAUCUAUACCGUAUUUUGCCAAAACUGACAUAAUUGUAUUUUGGGGUAUCUUGCCAUGUGGUCAUAUGUAUGUAUAUUCAAUAUCUCGGGAGUGAAUAUGGUGCCACUGUGCUUUUCUGCUUCUUGUAACUACUGGGGAAGGCAAUAUUAUCUUACAUGUAAGACGAGUAUUUUGCUGACCAUUGUUGUAAUGAAUAUAAUUCUUGGAUUCCUUAUUGCAA